Molecule: messenger RNA, 351 nt
Organism: Ostreobium quekettii
Lineage: Eukaryota; Viridiplantae; Chlorophyta; Ulvophyceae; Bryopsidales; Ostreobiaceae
Source: the annotation of a GenBank genome assembly
AUGCACAUCACACAAGUGCACCGUUUACUGACCAGGACUGGACAGGGCAGCAGCGGCAAUCGCAUCUUGCACCACAGUUUAAGUGCAGAAAGACUUACUUUUCUUCUUGUGCUUCGUGGAUGUGGAUGGCUCCAACUCCUGAUCUCCAUCCCCAUCCGUCUCCUCCUCAUCCGACUGUUGCAAGCUGUCUCUUCCAGUCAGAUCCCAUCGCUUGAUGAAGGGAUCAUCAUAUCUAUGAUGAUGAAGCUUUUCAAUGAGCAAAAUCCCCGUGCCAUGCAGAAUGAUCAUGUGGUGAUAUAUAAAAUGGUCAGAUUGCUGCAUUGGAGUGCAUUGGGAAUAACACCUGGGUGA